Messenger RNA from Talpa occidentalis (Iberian mole), 399 nucleotides. RefSeq names its product MOB family member 4, phocein (gene MOB4). The record is from RefSeq and is a predicted model, not a curated record. Lineage: Eukaryota; Metazoa; Chordata; Mammalia; Eulipotyphla; Talpidae. Bases 58 to 399 code for a protein of 113 amino acids. Gene Ontology annotation, cellular component: cytoplasm. The transcript has 5 exons.
GCCGGCAGCCAUCCCCUACAUCCGGGUACCGACCCCAGCCGUUCGGACUCUGGCACUAUGGUCAUGGCGGAGGGGACGGCAGUGUUGAGGCGGAACAGGCCGGGUACCAAGGCACAGGAUUUCUAUAAUUGGCCUGAUGAAUCCUUUGAUGAAAUGGACAGUACGCUAGCUGUGCAGCAGUAUAUUCAACAGAACAUAAGAGCAGAUUGUUCCAAUAUUGACAAAAUUCUUGAACCACCUGAAGGCCAGGAUGAAGGUGUAUGGAAGUAUGAACAUUUGAGGCAAUUCUGUCUUGAACUAAAUGGACUUGCUGUUAAACUUCAGAGUGAAUGCCAUCCAGAUACAUGCACUCAGAUGACAGCAACUGAACAAUGGAUUUUUCUUUUGUGCAGCUCAUAA